CUGCCUUGGCUGCCGCUGCCGCUGCCGCCACCCAGCAGCCAGCCUGCCCAGGGCUGAGGCCUGACGGGCCAGGCGUCUAGGGCCGAGGGCAGAAGCAGAGCGCUAGGGGGCGGCCCGCGUGGCUCCUCGGAAGGCCCCGGCAGGAGGGCGGGGUGGGGAGGAGAUUAGGGGGCAGGUGCGAGGGAGGGAAGAGAAGAAAGCAGGCGGCUAGGGGGCGGUUACCACCCUUGCCGGACUCGCCCAGCACGUUGAGGGGGCCCUCAGUGUGCGGCGGGGAAGCAGCGGAGCCAGACGCUGCGCCCAAGAUCUUUCUAUAGACAGUAGAAACAAGGCUCCUACAAGUGCCUUUGUGCUGAGUCCUUGGGAAAAACUUCCCUGAUCCAAUCUGCCACACUUGAAAAAGAGAAGGAUGCACCAUGAUGAAACGUCAUAGACCCGUCAGCACCAGUGACAGUUCAGAUGAAUGUCCUUCCACCUCUUUUACUUCUGGCUCAAUGUAUAAGAAGAAGUCAAAAGAUGCCAAGGAACAUAAGAAAUCUGCUGAGGUAUUCCGAAAGGACCUCAUCAGUGCCAUGAAAAUUCCUGACUCUCAUCAUGUUAAUCCAGACAGCUAUUACCUCUUUACUGACACAUGGAAGGAAGAAUGGGAAAAAGGUGUUCAAGUACCUGCCAAUCCAGAUUGUGUUCCAACACCUUCUCUCAGGAUUAUAUCUGAAAAAGUAAAGGAUGUUCUCUUUGUCCGGCCCCGGAAAUACAUCCGUUACUCUAGCCCAGAGUCUGCAGAGCCUGGCUAUAUCAAUACCCUGGAGCUGGCAGCAUCUACAUGCCGAUAUGAUCUAGAUGACAUGGACAUCUUCUGGCUUCAGGAACUUAAUGAAGACCUUGGAGAAAUGGGUUAUGGACCAAUUGAUGAGACUCUUAUGGAAAAGACAAUAGAAGUCCUGGAACGCCUCUGCCAUGAAAAUAUGAACCAUGCUAUUGAGACAGAGGAAGGUCUAGGAAUAGAAUAUGAUGAAGAUGUGAUUUGUGAUGUCUGCCAGUCUCCAGACAGUGAAGAAGGGAAUGAUAUGGUAUUUUGCGAUAAGUGUAAUGUCUGUGUGCAUCAGGCAUGCUAUGGUAUCCUCAAGAUUCCAGAAGGCAGCUGGCUGUGUCGCUCCUGUGUCCUGGGCAUUUAUCCACAGUGUGUUUUAUGCCCUAAGAAAGGUGGAGCCAUGAAGACCACCAGGACCGGGAACAAAUGGGCUCAUGUCAGCUGUGCCUUGUGGAUUCCUGAGGUAAGCAUCGCCUGUCCCGAGAGAAUGGAACCAAUCACAAAAAUCUCUCAUAUUCCACCUCGGCGAUGGGCCUUAGUUUGCAGCCUGUGCAAGUUGAAGACCGGAGCUUGCAUCCAGUGCUCUGUGAAAAGCUGUAUCACCGCUUUCCAUGUCACCUGUGCCUUUGAGCAUGGCCUAGAAAUGAAGACCAUUCUAGAUGAGGGGGAUGAAGUAAAAUUCAAGUCAUUUUGCCUCAAGCAUAGCCAAAACAAGCCAAAACCCGGGGAAGCCGAGUACCAUCAUCACAGAGUUGCUGAGCAGAGCCAGGCAAAAGGCGAAAAGAUCAGCCUAAGGGCACAGAAGCUUCGAGAGCUAGAAGAAGAAUUUUAUACUUUGGUUCAGGUAGAUGAUGUUGCCAAAGAGCUGGGGCUGUCUACGUUAACUGUCGACUUUAUAUAUAACUACUGGAAACUCAAGCGUAAAAGCAACUUCAAUAAGCCAUUAAUUCCUCCAAAAGAGGAGGAAGAAAAUGGCUUGGUACAGCCAAAAGAAGAAAGCAUUCAUACUCGCAUGAGAAUGUUUAUGCACCUGCGGCAGGACCUAGAGAGGGUCCGAAAUCUAUGCUACAUGAUAAGCAGGCGAGAGAAGCUUAAACUAUCACACACCAAAGUGCAGGAACAGAUCUUCGGUUUGCAAGUUCAGCUUAUCAAUGAUCAAAUUGAAGAAGGAGCUCCUUUGACAAAUGCACUAGAAAACUCAUUGUUUUACCCACCACCACGAAUUACCUUGAAGUUAAAAAUGCCUAAAUCUGAAGAUUGCAGAGAUAGCUCUACCGAAACUGAGCAACAACCCUCCUCUUCUGGCAGCAGCUCACCUGGUCACAAUAAAAGAAGCCCACAGAUGCCUGAGGAGCCACUGAAUAGAGAUGUGAAAAGAUAUCCAAGAUAUCCACUGGAAAGCAAGAGUAAUUGUCUGUCAGCUAGCAAAAGUAAUUCUCGAAGUGAAACCAGGAGUUCUAGUCCUGCAUGGGGAACUCCAUCUGCAGAGUUCUAUCAUGGGCAAUCAUCAGGGAAGCCUCUAGCCCUUCAGGCUGCCCUUCACGGACAGACAUCUGUUGGGAACGGGAAGAGUCAGCCUAACUCCAGGGUUGCCAGUUCCAAUGGCCUGGAAGGCAACUGGUCUGGGGACAUCACCCAGAAAGAUAAUUCAGAUGAGGUGUUCUGUGACCAAGAGUCUAUGCUCAGCUCCAACUUGCCCAGUCAGGGCAACGUUAGAAAACCUGGCAUAGAACAUUUUAGCAGGUCCUUUAAGGAGGCCACCAAUACAUGGGUGAGGCCCACUGAGGAUCUCCAGUACUAUGUUAAGUCAACUAAAAAUGUGAGCCCUAAAGAGCAGUUGUGGGGUAGACAGUUUCUCAGGCGGUCCACGGGAAGAGCUUCUUAUCAGGAAACUGAUGGGUACUGCCCUGAUUUGGAACUAAGCGAUUCAGAAGUAGAGGGGGAGGUAAAUAGUGAGGCAACAAGAGUAAAGAGAGAGAGUUCUGAUCGAGAAAAUCCUUCCCUUGAUUCUGCACAAGAGUGCCACGGAAAAAGCAAGACAAAUCCCCAUUCUCACAGCUCAAUGCAAAGAUGAUCAGAAACAUCUAAGAAUAACCUUUGCCCUAUAUGCUGGGGGAAAUCUAAACACCAAAAGGUUUCUAGUGGAUAUUAAAAUGAUUUGAAAUUUUUGAAAAAGUUUCUUGUCUAGUUUUUAUAAGCACAUUACAAGAGUUGCAGAUUGUCGGGUUACUUUAUCGGAGGCUGAUGGAAACAAUUGGGCCCAGAGUAUUUCCUCAGUGAAUACUUCAGGGCAGCUUGCCAGUUAUAUUAACACACUGAUUAAUCAACAUAUUAAGAAUCCUUGCAUUGUCAAUGGAUUUGCAAGAGAGCAUGACUGACACUAAAACUUCUUAUCUUUUGAAGCUAUAGCGUGUUCCCUUAAAGCUCAUGUCUGUAAAAAGUUUCUAAUGCCACUGGUAUCUGUAAAACCUCUUCAAGGGAAAAACCAGGAGAGUAACAUUCUCAGAUAUUGUCACUUAACAAGUGUCUUCCUUGCUUUAUGCAAGGUUGAGUUUCUUUAACAGAAUCGUAUUUUACAAAGUCAAUUCUCCUAAGUGUCCAGUGCCUGUUCCUAGACCUGCUUGUUGGGGACAUACUCACAACUCUCUUAUACAGGUAACAAGCUAAAUUGUGGAUAGUGUUUACAAAGUACAAAAGUACUACUUCCAAGGAAAAUGCUCUGCUUCUCAAGGCAUAUGUGAAGACAGCCAGAGCCUUUCCCAAAGUGUGACCUUUUCUGGGAUAUUUGUACCAGGUCAGGGUUUUUUUUUUUGUGUUGUUUUCAAAUAAGUUUGACUAGAGUUUUGCUGACAGUUUUUGUAUACCUGCUUUAAUGUUUAUAAAAUUUUUAUUGAGGUAUAAUUAAAAUAUAGUGUAAUGCACAGAGGCUUAAGUAUUCUUACCUGCUUUAAUUUUGAAACAGAUUUUUAUUAUCAGACAGAAAUUUGAAAGCAUGUGUUUAACACAUGGAUAUAAUUUAGCUUUGUAAGAAUUUUGAAUCUAAGGCAAUUUCCCAAGCAUAAUAGUUGGAGCCAUUUUUCAGAACUUGCUUAUACCACAUUACCAAAUAAUCAGCCUUGAGUCAUUUCUAGAGGAAGAGAAAUUUGAAGCAGAGGAUGAAACAAGUCUGUUUCCCAUUUAAGAAAAAGGGGAAAGUAGUAGUUUGUAAAAAUGUGAGGCAGACUAAUUCUCAGCUCCCUUUUCUUCUUAGCCUUAAAAUAAUAUCUCUUUCUUCUAGUUUGGGAACAUAGAGAAAAUUUUCAAAUAAGAGGCCAUUUUCAAUUUUUGAAGUUUCAUGCUGGUAAAAAAAAAAAAAAAGCCAGCUGCAGUAGGUGCCAGUGAGAGGGCAGUAGCCCUCUAGCCAAUGCUAUGGAGCUAGGAAACUAAGCAGUUUACCUGUCCCCCACUUUCAUUCUUAGAGCCUUGUUAAAGGUUUCUUUUGAGUUUUUUUUUUCCCUCUUCUGAAAAUUUCUGUAUUUUGCUUCUCCUUUGUCUGCAUCUUCAAAAUGUUUCUCAUGUGCCUAUGAACAUGUGUGAACAUAACAUAACGUGUAGUAGGUGUUCUGUAUUUUGUUUUAGUUGAAAAAUGAGGAAGAGAAUUUCUUCUCUUCAACACUCAGCUUCAGUGCUUAUUUGAAUACUCAUAGGGAAUAUAUAAAUUUGACACUUUUGUGGUAAUGAGAGUAUAAUGGAGUUGAGUUGUAAAUUUCUUACAUUAAAGCCAGUGGCUUGCCAGUGGUCUUUCUUGCCUUUGAAUUCUGAGUUGGGGGAAAGCAAACAUAGAAACAGUGCUUUAGCCAAAUUCUAUAUGUAAUACCACUAAGAGAGUAUUGCCUGAAAUAUCAUUCAAGUCAGGGAGAUUAAAAUGGUAAUUUUUUACAGAAUUUUUCUAGGUAAAUAAAUGAGCCUUCAGUUGCAUACAUUCCAAAUGCUCCAAAAUGCAUUUUGUUUUUUGAAGUAUUACCUCUUGUUAAUGUUUUUCAUCUUGUCUUAUGUAAUUCAAGU
Molecule: messenger RNA, 4855 nt
Organism: Psammomys obesus (fat sand rat)
Lineage: Eukaryota; Metazoa; Chordata; Mammalia; Rodentia; Muridae
Gene: Jade3
Product: jade family PHD finger 3
Exons: 12
Coding region: 417-2885 (822 amino acids)
Biological process (GO): regulation of transcription by RNA polymerase II
Cellular component (GO): histone acetyltransferase complex
Source: RefSeq, a predicted model, not a curated record